Molecule: messenger RNA, 1127 nt
Organism: Bicyclus anynana (squinting bush brown)
Lineage: Eukaryota; Metazoa; Arthropoda; Insecta; Lepidoptera; Nymphalidae
Gene: His2Av
Product: histone H2A.V
Exons: 5
Coding region: 138-527 (129 amino acids)
Cellular component (GO): nucleosome
Molecular function (GO): protein heterodimerization activity; DNA binding; structural constituent of chromatin
Source: RefSeq, a predicted model, not a curated record
UUCCGGUUGUACAGUUGGCCAGACUGCUCAGAUUGUACUGAACAGAGUUGCGCUGCCAUAUUUUCUUGUCGAUUUGGCUUGGCGCCUUUCCUGUAUUGGUUGUUCAGUAGUGGUGAUAGUGUGUUACACGUUUCAAAAUGGCUGGUGGUAAAGCGGGUAAAGAUUCUGGCAAAGCUAAGGCGAAAGCGGUAUCCAGGUCAGCUAGGGCGGGAUUGCAGUUCCCGGUCGGAAGAAUCCAUAGGCAUCUUAAAAAUAGGACAACAAGCCAUGGGCGUGUUGGAGCCACAGCAGCCGUAUAUUCCGCAGCUAUUCUGGAAUAUCUUACCGCCGAGGUUUUGGAGUUAGCGGGUAAUGCGUCCAAAGAUCUCAAAGUAAAACGUAUCACACCGAGGCAUCUUCAGCUGGCCAUUAGAGGAGAUGAGGAACUGGACAGUCUGAUCAAAGCCACCAUUGCCGGAGGUGGUGUUAUACCACACAUUCACAAAUCGCUCAUCGGUAAAAAAGGUGGACCAGGAGCACCCGUCUAAUUAAGGAUAACUACAGGCUACAACAUUCUCACUGCAUUUGACCCGGACCCAAUAUCUGCAUUGUAACUUGAAUUGGCCAACUGGUAAACAUAGUUUUCUGUAUAGGUAGUGAUGUGGACUCUUUAACAGUGGAAGUGAUUUCUCAAAACUGGUGAUCCGGACUAAAUAAACACUAGCUAUAAGAAUUAGACAUAUUUAGUAAUAAGGAGAUUUAAAUAAUAUGAUUAGAAUUAAGAUUUAAUUUUUUGGUUCAGUAAUAAUAAUAAUACAUUACAACGUUUAUUUCGCUAGACAUCAUGUUCGUUUGAUCCAGCCGAUACUAAAAUUAUUGUGCUGACAGUUUGUUAUAUGCAAGAGGCUGCAACGUCUGUAGUUGCAGUGUUCUAAUUUUACUCUUAAAACUGUAUUGCAAUUGUUUUAGCUCUAAGCUGUCUUAGUAUAAUUUGCAAGAUUUUGUAUUUUUUUAAGUGACAUUCUAGCUGAGGUAUAUUGUUCUAAUCUAAAUAGUAAUUUGGUAUGAUUGAACUGUUAAAAGUUGUAAGAAAUGUAUUUUGAUCUUUGAAAUAUAUUGAGGAAAACUUAUGUUUGUUUAUUCUAAAA